AUGGCGGUCAUACGCGGGAAGUCAUCCCUUUGUCUGGCCGCACUUCUCUCUGUAUCGAUCAUCCUUGCUUGCCCGGCCAUGGCAGAGCUGGGGAACCAGACCGGGCAGGUGACCGUCUUCUGGGGUCGGCACAAGGACGAGGGCUCCCUGCGCGAGGCCUGCGACUCCGGCAUGUACACCGGCGUCAUCAUGUCCUUCCUCAACGUCCACGGCCAUGGAAGGUACCACCUCGACCUCUCAGGCCACGAACUCGCUGGCAUCGGCGACGACGUCAAGCACUGCCAGUCCGUCGGCGUCCCCGUCUCCCUCUCAAUCCGAGGUAACUACUCGCUCCCUAGCAACCAGUCCGGCGAGUCCGCACUGGACCUCUCCGACCACAUCUGGAACGCCUACCUCGCCGGCUUCCGCAAGGGCAUGCGCCGCCCCUUCGGCGAUGCCAAGCUCGACGGCGUUGACCUUUUCCUCGAGCGAGGAACCCCGGCGAAGAACUACGGCGUGCUUGCCAGGGAGCUCGCCAAGCGCAACAUGGGCGGCGGGAACCGGAAGCCCAUCCAGCUCACGGCGACACUGCCCUGUUCCUUCACGAACAACCCCAUCGACGGAGAUGUGCCGAUCACCAGGGGGAUCUACGAGCGCAUCCACGUCCGGUUCUUCGACAACGAUGGGCACGCUGACUGCAACGCAUACAGCGAGGAGGUGUGGGAUAGCUGGACGGCGGCGUACCCGUCCAGCCGGAUCUUCCUUGGUCUGCCUGCAUCGCCGGAGGCGGCGAAGGAAGGCUACCUGUACCCCAAAAGCCUCUACUAUGGUGUGCUCCCGGCGGUGCAGAAGGCGGCUAACUAUGGCGGUGUCAUGCUCUGGGAUCGGUACUACGAUGAACGCAGCAACUACAGCAGCUAUGUCAAAAGGUGGGCUUGAGACUACAUAGCAUUGAACACACUACCAACAUGGUGCUGGAUGCUCUGCAUCUAUUUCUAUAUACUC
Messenger RNA from Setaria italica (foxtail millet), 984 nucleotides. RefSeq names its product xylanase inhibitor protein 1. Gene Ontology annotation, cellular component: extracellular region. NCBI's taxonomy places the organism in Eukaryota, Viridiplantae, Streptophyta, Magnoliopsida, Poales, Poaceae. Gene Ontology annotation, molecular function: chitinase activity. Bases 1 to 918 code for a protein of 305 amino acids. The record is from RefSeq and is a predicted model, not a curated record. Gene Ontology annotation, biological process: carbohydrate metabolic process. The transcript has a single exon.